GACGACAAAAAUUCUCUUUGCCAGUUGUUCAUUGACACUCGAGCGAUAAAGGUGGUCCAAAAAAUUUUAACAAUCGUAAAAAAAUAUUCUUUUUUUUGUGAAAUAUAAGUUUUUUGGCCCUUGAACGUGUGGCUGUUCAGUGUUUAAGAACAACAUCAAUUAUCGACUAUUUGCUAUUUUUUUGUGCAUUAAUUUUGGAAAUUUAUUAAUAAAAAUAUUUUUUUUGGGAACUUAUUAAAGUCGUGAGAUUGCAUAAGAAAAAAGAAAUUUAGAUUAUAAAAAUGAAUAAAGACGGACCGGUUCCUACGUCACCAAUGCUCUACGAUCCCAUUCCAGAGGGGUCUGUCCAGACCACAAAGUCUAUGCAGUUUAUUGCCGCUGCUGCAGUCUCUCUAGCUGCCGUCAGCGCAGGAACUGCAUUAGCUUGGACGUCACCAGUAAAUGAGCAAUUGAAUUUAAACACCACGAUUUCAGUAGAUGAUGAUCAGAAGUCAUGGAUUGGAUCAUAUCUCGCUGUUGGAGCAUUCGUUGGUGCAUUGCCUGCUGGCGUGUUAGCUGAGCGUGUUGGACGCAGAAUUGCCACAAUGACAAUUGGCGUACCGUAUUUAAUCAGCUGGGCACUUUUAGUAUUCGCUUCAAAUGUUGGCAUGCUUUAUGCUGGACGUAUAUUUGCUGGUAUUGCAACUGGAGCUAGUUGUGUUGUAGCACCAAUGUAUAUUUCUGAAAUUGCUGAGACAUCACUUCGUGGCGCUUUAGGUGCUUUCUUCCAACUUUUCUUGACUGUGGGAAUUUUGUUCAUAUACCUCGUUGGUGCCAUAACAGAUUGGGUUACUUUAAGCGCGUGCUCUGCUAUAUUUCCACUACUACUCAUAAUUUGUGUAUUCUUCAUCCCCGACAGUCCGAUUUAUUUAGUCAAACAAGGAUCGAGACAAGAGGCUGGUCAAGCAUUGAAAACAUUCUGGGGAAGACAAUGCGACACACAGACUGCAUUAGCAAACAUCCAAGCAGAACUUGAUGCCGUUAGUGGUGAUGCCAAACUUUCAGACUUGUUUACAGUUCGUUCGAAUUUCAUGGCACUUACAAUUUCACUUGCUCUCAUGUUGUUCCAACAAUUUUCUGGUAUCAAUGCUGUCAUCUUUUAUGCACAAAGUAUUUUUAAUGCUGCCGGAAGCACUUUGGAGCCAUCUAUUUGCACAAUUAUUGUUGGUGUUGUUCAAGUUGUUAUGACUGUAACGUCUGCUGCAUUGAUUGAGAAAGCUGGACGAAGAAUUCUACUAUUGCAGUCAUGUGUUGUUAUGGGCUUGUGCUUAGUAAUGUUGGGAGUUUAUUUCCAUUUGAAGGAAGGUGGAACUGAUGUCACAAACAUUUCAAUUCUUCCGUUGGGCUCUGUUGUUCUGUUCAUCAUCAGCUUCUCAUUGGGUCUCGGACCUAUUCCUGUAAGUUGUCUUGAUUGGUUUGAAUAACCUUUGGACUAAUUUACUUUUGUACUUUUUUCAUCCAUACAGUGGCUUAUUAUGGGUGAAUUGUUUGCAACAGAAGUAAAAGGAGUUGCAUCAGCAUUAGCCGUCAUGUUCAACUGGACAUUAGUAUUCAUCAUUACAAAAACAUUCGGUAUGAUGCAAGAGGGAUGGGGAUCAGGUCCAACAUUCUACUUCUUUGCUCUUUUCAUGUUACUCGGUACAAUCUUCACAUUCGUGAAAGUGCCCGAGACGAAAGGCAAAACGAAUGCUCAGAUUCAAGCGAUUUUAGCUGGAAAGAAUUAAGUUCAGACAUCCAGCAAAUGAUUUUUUUUAACCAGAAAGCUUCUUUUUAAUUUAAAAAAAAGUCUUCUUAGCUUUAAGUGUUUUAUUGUUUGACUCAUAUCAAGGAACAGAUUGUUAGUUGUUUUUUUAGUAAAUUUUUGUUUUCGUAAAUAAAUUAUGAGUAUUUAAAUGCGCAGCCUAGCCUUUUUACUGCGAUAUUUACAAAGCAAUUAAAGAAGAAGAGAAAUAUUCAUCAAAGUGCAUCACAAUAAUCAAGGAAAUGAUAGGCUAGGCAUUAAUUAUUGAUUUUUCAUUGCAAAAUCAACUGGUAAAUCGCUCAAGGACAUAAAGAAAAUUCAUCAUAGCCGAAUAUGAUGUAGUAAUUUGGAAAAUUUGUUAAUCGUUCUUAGCUGUAAUUUUCAUGUUAUUUGAAUCAGGGUUGCAAUCUGUCGACAUCCUUUACAGAAUCUGAAUCUGCACUAGUUGACUCCAACGCGUCAUUACCACCCUGAUUUAAAAGAGUUUUAGAGUUCAAAAUUAUUCAUAAAUUCAUAUUCUUAAUCUUAUUGGAAGUAACUGAAUGAAUUGAGAAAGGAGAUUUUAUUGAGCAAUGAUCAAUAUUGGACUGCAUUUUGGAUAUAAUAAUGUUAUGAGAUAAAUCCCCAAUUAAAGAAUUUUACACUCCACUAUACACAAUUUUUAUAGAAGGGUGAAGUAACCGAUGGGAUCCAUUAUAAGAGAUACUAAGAAGAGUGUGGGUGAUCAAAUGUCCUUGUAUGAAUGGAAAAAUCCAUCACCUCACUCCUCUAGACACAGUAAUCAUACAUGUGACAUCAUUCAAUUUAGGAAUCUAUGGGAUACUUGUUCUGAUAUUUGUAUUGUACUGAAAUAUUUUUUUUGAGCACGUGUAUACAACAAAUAGAAGAGUAAAUAAUAGAAAAUCCAUCCCAAGCCAUGCUUUAAAUGCUCAAUAGUACACAGAACAUUGUCAUGUAAUGUCGUCUGCAUUGUGCGAAUCUUUCAUAAGAACUCAGCCACAGAAGGCUUGCUGUCACAUUGACAGAUUCCUUUCCUUACAUUUGGCUCGAUUCCACUCUGCCAUGACAUUUUAAUUCACAGCAAAAUUAAAGCAAACAAGAGAGCAUGUACAAAAAAAAACAUAUUUUGUCGCAAACAGUCUGAUAUAUCAAAUAAUAAUAAUAUUUAUCUAUAAACAAGAAAAAAAGAAUGAAUUAACAUUUGUUAGACUAAUCAUUACACGAUUUUUUAAAAUAAUUUCUAUGACUUGAAACCCCAAAUAUGGAGUUGAAGUAAAAUUAAGGGAAAUUGUGUAAUGGAAUUAUAGUAAAAAGAUAAACUUUAACUAGGCUUAUUAAACGUUUACUGUAAUAUGUUGUAAAUAUCAAAGAUAAUAAACAUGAAAAAAAUAUAA
Chironomus riparius is the source of this 3174-nucleotide messenger RNA. The record is from the annotation of a GenBank genome assembly. Lineage: Eukaryota; Metazoa; Arthropoda; Insecta; Diptera; Chironomidae.